Molecule: messenger RNA, 438 nt
Organism: Protopolystoma xenopodis
Lineage: Eukaryota; Metazoa; Platyhelminthes; Monogenea; Polystomatidea; Polystomatidae
Source: the annotation of a GenBank genome assembly
AUUUAUCGGAAGAUGGAAGUGAUUGAUGUCUCCAAACAGUUUGAUCAGGCGACAGCAUUCGUCCGCUCAAUUGCAGGAGAGCUCAAUGAAGAACAGCUUCUUACACUUUAUGGAUUAUUCAAGCAGGUUGUACAGCAUUUUUUGGAAGCUUGGAACAAAUUGGGCGAGAAAAUAACAAAAGAGGAAGCUCAGAAGACCUAUAUUGAAGUGUUAUCCGUCAUUAGGCCUGAUUGGAAUACGACUCGCUCUUCAGAUCCGACCGGCAUCCGUGUCUGCGUUAGCCGUCCGGUUCCUGAGGCCGAGACGGAAGAGCCACCAGCUGACGCAGUUAAGACGCUUGUCGAUUUUGUUAAGGAUAAACAGUUCGAUAGAUUCUCUGCCACUCUGAGGAUGGAUUCCACACAGGCCAAUGUAGCCGAUGAAAUGGUAGGUCAAUAA